Messenger RNA from Capsicum annuum, 1523 nucleotides. Its product is annotated as putative hydrolase C777.06c. The record is from RefSeq and is a predicted model, not a curated record. The coding region runs from base 162 to 1220 and encodes 352 amino acids. Lineage: Eukaryota; Viridiplantae; Streptophyta; Magnoliopsida; Solanales; Solanaceae. The transcript is spliced from 12 exons.
UGUCCAUAAAAAGGAACCAAUACCUAUUUUGGCCGGCCCGAUACAAAUUGACGAAGCGCGAACUCCUAGCCCAGCCCAUUUUGUUCUUACAAAUCCAACAGUUGAAAACGAAACCCGGUACGGGUAGUUUUAGCUGCCGGAGUUUCAUCGGAACUGCGAAAAUGGCGGUGUUUCUCGGAAUAGUUCGUCCUCCGUCGCAGCAUUCACUCUUCUCUAUCAUCCGUUUCACUCGCCAAUUUUCAUUCACCAAUAACAAUUCAAUCUCAAUUUCAAAAAAAGCGAAAUUACAAUUCAAACCCUUCUUCACUGCUUCUCUUCAUUCUAGUUCUGCAAGUUCUCGGAAUGGAGAUGAGGUAUCAGCAAAUCAAUCUGAGAUAAUAUUUAUAGGAACAGGAACAAGUGAAGGAAUUCCGCGAGUGAGCUGCCUCACUAAUCCUUUGAAGACAUGCCCUGUAUGCUCAAAGGCUAAAGAACCGGGUAGCAGAAAUAGGAGACUGAACACCAGCAUCCUUAUUCGCCGCACCAGGCCGUCUGGCAACUGUAACUUACUUGUAGAUGUUGGGAAGUUCUUCUACCAUAGUGCUCUGAAGUGGUUUCCUUCUUAUGGGAUAAGAACAAUUGAUGCGGUCAUUAUAACUCAUUCCCAUGCUGAUGCAAUCGGAGGUAUGGAUGAUCUUCGCGAUUGGACUAAUAAUGUCCAGCCCUCUGUUCCUAUUUAUGUGGCCAGUCGUGACUUCGAGGUGAUGAAGAAAACUCACUAUUAUUUGGUAGACAAAAGUAGUGUCGUUGAAGGAGCUGCAGUCUCAGAGUUGCAAUUUAACAUCAUCAAGGAAGAUCCAUUCAUUGUACAUGAUCUUGAGAUAAUUCCUUUACCAGUGUGGCAUGGUCCCGGUUAUCGUUCUUUGGGCUUUCGAUUUGGGAGUACCUGUUAUAUCAGUGAUGCAAGUGAUAUACCCGAAGAAACCUAUCCACUUCUACACGACUGUGAACUCCUUAUCUUGGAUGCUCUGCGACCAGAUAGAUCUUCCUCAACACAUUUUGGACUUCCAAGGGCUCUGGACGAAGUGCGAAAAAUCAAACCAAAAAGAACACUUUUCACUGGCAUGAUGCAUCUCAUGGAUCAUGAAGUAGUAAAUGAAGGGCUACUGAAACUGAAGGAGACAGAAGGCAUCGAUGUGCAACUUAGCUAUGACGGGCUUCGAGUGCCAGUGAGCUUGUAGGCUUUCAGGUCUGACUUGACAAACCUUGCAUCGCACAAAUUUUUGGGGACCAAUGUGACGUCCCUCUAUCCUUGAAUAUGCAUAUUUUAGUUUCAUUUGUGUUGAAGGAUGCUCUUUGUUUACCAAAACAAUUUACAAGCACUAAUUGGAGAUGUUAUUUGUAUCGAAAGACACAAAGGAUUUUAAGUCAGCGGGUGCAAAAUACAAUUGCAUCCACGGUCAUUAUUUUUUUGUGACGAUGGAUACAUACUGCAAACUCAAUAUGAAUAUUAUUUCCAACAAUAUAUAUUUCAAAUUCUUUCA